Molecule: messenger RNA, 1266 nt
Organism: Knipowitschia caucasica
Lineage: Eukaryota; Metazoa; Chordata; Actinopteri; Gobiiformes; Gobiidae
Source: the annotation of a GenBank genome assembly
AUGCGCGCCGACAUCUGUGUGCACCUCAACAGACAGGUGUUCAAUGACCACGCCGCGUUCCGAUUGGCCAGUGACAGCUGCCUGCGCUCUCUGGCAGUGGAGUUUAGCACCACACACUGCGCCCCAGGAGACCUCAUCUUUCACAUCGGUGAGAGCGUGGACACCCUCUGCUUUGUGAUCUCCGGGUCACUGGAGGUUAUUCAGGACGAUGAGGUCAUUGCAAUACUCGGUAAGGGUGAUGUGUUCGGAGACGUGUUUUGGAAGGAGAGCACCCUGGCACGCGCCUGUGCAAACGUGCGCGCGCUCACGUACUGCGACCUCCACGUGAUCAGGAGGGACCCGCUGCUGCGCGUCCUGGAGUUCUACACAGCCUUUGCCAGCUCCUUCUCACGCAACCUGCUGCUGACCUGCAACCUGCGCAAAAGGGUGAUCUUCAGGAAGAUCGCAGAUGUGAAGAGGGAAGAGGAGCGUCAGAGAAACGAGGUGGCUCUGUCCAUCCCAGAGGACCAUCCUGUGCGCAAGCUGUUCCAGAGGUUCAGGCAGCAGCGGGACGGGCAGACCCCUGACUACUGUGACCACAACUGUGUCCAGAUCGAGCCACAAGACCACAACAGCUCUGACCACAACAGCGCCCCAGCCCAAGCCUCCCCAACACAGGUCCACAGAGAGGCAGCGGCUCCGGAUGGGAGCGCAGGCAAACCCAGCCUGGAGGCCCCUGUUCAGAGCCCUGCCCCUGCAGUGUCUCUGCGAGGUGGGGCCAAGGGCUGGGCCAAGUUUAAGAGUGCCCCUGCUGCUCCUCCUGCGGCCCCUCCAGCACAGAAAUCCCUGGGGCCCGAUCAGACAGCAGCCGGGCCCCAGGCCUCAGAGGCCAGUGUGGACAGGGGGCCUAAGGAGGAAUCUUCACUGCACAAAACAGACUCCUGUGACAGCGGUAUCACAAAAAGCGAUCUUCGCAUUGACCAUGUAGGCUCCUCCAGGAGCUCCUCAGAGCGCAGCCCCCUGGAGCCACAGAGUGCGGCCCCUGCGCAGGCCGAAAGCCAGUUGCACAGCUCUCUGCAGGAGGCCAAAGCCGAGCUGAAGGGCGACAUCCAGAGGCUGGGCCACUGCAUGUCUGCACUGGAGCUGCAGGUGGGACACAUCCUCCGGCUGCUGACUACAAACAUGCGCCUGUCACUGCCUCCAUCUCUCCCCCCUCAACCCGCAGCAGACCUCCAGGACUCUGCCAGCACACCCAGCCCCGCAGAGGACGAAAGCACGUCUUUCUGA